AUGCCCACUCCCGAAUCCGAGGGCUUUUUGCGACAGAAGCCCAAAGUCCCGCCCACCUUCGAGUGUGUUGAUUUCCAAGACAAUGAAGCGGUCGCCGACGCCAGAGAUGCCAUCAUCCGGGAGCAGUGGGUACAGAAGAUGAUGAAGAGGCUAGUUGGCGAAGAGAUGGGUAUGUUCGCCCUCUUCCUACAGGUGGUGCCAGGUGUGAAGUGGCAUGAGACGGGGUCCGGCGCGGAUAGUGAAGCUGCGGGGCAUUGGGACGAAGCUGGCAAGCCGUCAGGAAGAGCAUCUCUGUUUAGCGGAAAAUGCUACGCCCGCGAAGGAGUCAACCACCUCGAGAAAUGUGGGAAAUACCGAGACCGCUACCUGCAACUCCUCAAAUCCACCCGCGAAUUUGGUUUCCGAGGCCGGCAGCAGAAUUAUAUCCCCGGCGUUGAUGGCCCCGCUGGCGGUCCAGAGGUUCUGACAAAUUAUCCCAGUGCGCAGGAAGCGAAGGGUUCGAGAGGGUCAGAUACAAGACCUGGGAACACAACCGGCAAGGGUGGCGCGACGCUGUACUAG
Cladophialophora yegresii CBS 114405 is the source of this 561-nucleotide messenger RNA. RefSeq lists its product as uncharacterized. Lineage: Eukaryota; Fungi; Ascomycota; Eurotiomycetes; Chaetothyriales; Herpotrichiellaceae. The transcript is spliced from 3 exons. The coding region runs from base 1 to 561 and encodes 186 amino acids. The record is from RefSeq and is a predicted model, not a curated record.